Pseudophryne corroboree (corroboree frog) is the source of this 4142-nucleotide messenger RNA. RefSeq names its product cingulin (gene CGN). Bases 201 to 4127 code for a protein of 1308 amino acids. The transcript has 21 exons. Gene Ontology annotation, cellular component: bicellular tight junction; myosin complex. Lineage: Eukaryota; Metazoa; Chordata; Amphibia; Anura; Myobatrachidae. The record is from RefSeq and is a predicted model, not a curated record.
GAAUGGUGCAGUGACUGGCACAGUUUCCCGGGAGGGCAGAGAAGUGGAGAGAGCUCACUGGUGACAGUUCUGCAGUGUGGGCACCAUACCACUCCACAUUCCUGAUGAGCCGCCAUGAUGUGUGAGCCCAGCUGUGCCCCCAGAGCAGAGGCCCCAUACGCUGCACGGUGUGCGGGAUUGGAAUAAAGGCCUCUCAGUGAAUGGAAAGGAAUAUUCAUGGCGAGAUGGCUGACCAGUACAUGCCUAUCGGUCAGGGGGUCCAGAUCCGAUUCAUUGACGACCUGAAGGAAAACCGAAAACCAAAAAGCCGAAGGUCCAAGCAAGAGUCCUAUGGCGUGGCCGUCCGCGUGCAAGGGAUAGACGGGCAGCCGUUUGUGGUGCUGAACAGCGGGGACAAAACCAAAUCCUCUUAUGGCGUGCAGAUCAAAACGGACAACGCUUACGGAAACUUGUCUCCCAACCCCACGCCCGAGUACCAGGGGAUCACUUCAAAAGCCACUAGGACGGUCCGAUCCAUUAGCUCGGAGUCGGAAUUACCAGAUAACCCGUAUGAAAAUAAGGGGUAUGCCCAGGUUGGCUCGCUGUACAGUAGCACGUCUGAUGAGGAGCAGAGCGCCAGGCCAAGGAACAAGCCCCGGGCCCUACAACCUGCCCGCCGGGAAGAGCUGAAGAGGUCCCAGUCACAUGGUUCCUUAGUAGACACUGAAUUAGACGACUCCUAUGGCUUUGAUGGGCAUUACAGUGAGAGGUCCUACACCCUUGACACUACCUACUCCCAAUCAUCUAGCAGCCGCAACAGCCUAAGAAAGACGGACAAUGGUGGGUACAAACCAGCGACUAGUCAGCAACCGACUACCUUUUCCUCACAUUCAUCGCUGCACAGGAACAACGGCCUUUCCUCAUCACCAAAGCUGGCGAGCGAAGACAUAGACACGAAGCCACUCUCCUCCGUAGAUUCACUUAUCAACAAAUUUGACAGCAAGGUCCAGAUGAGGGGACGGACGGCUAGGAGGAGCCAGGCCAUGAAAGAUGAGAGGAAGCGAUCUCAGAGCCUUGAUGGACGGAGGCCUCACCAGGAUACGGCGGACUCCAGAGAGAUACAAACCACAGAGAGGAAUGUACAACAAGAGAGGAACCAAGAUCUCAACAUGGCCAGCCGACCUUUUAACAGACAGCCAGUGGAACGUCAGGACGUCAAUAAGACCAAGCUGACGACGGAGUGGCUGACACAAAUGGUGGAGGAACCGGUGACCCAGAGACAGCAGCAGAGUACUGUCCAAUCGGAACUGCAGUUGAAGAGCACCCCAGACCUUCUGAAGGACCAGCAGCAGGAUGGAAGCGAUCCCACCCGUGAGAUCAUCUAUAAUAUCCUCCGGGAUGGGUCCAAUGACAGUGAAGCUUUUCUGCGCAAAAAGACCAAUCUUCUCCUGGAAAAGUUUCAGUAUUUCCGGGCGUCCCCGGCAGAAGACACCCGGACUCUGGUCUCUCAGAAGAAGGAACUGGAGAGGAGAGUUUCUGAACUGCAGCAGCAGCUGGAUGAUGAGAUAACGACCAGGAUGAGGCAGGAGGUCUCUAGAGAUCGUCCCAAGGCCUCCAUGCAAAAGUUGGAGAUCCAGCUGGAGGAGAACAUGGAGGAAUGCAAGAAGCUGAAGGAACUCUUAGAGAAGAAGAAGAAUGAGCUGAACUCCAUGUCUCAGGAGUUAAUUGAGGUGCGGAUGAGCAAAGAGCAGGUGGAGACGAAGCUGAGGUCGCUGGAGGUGAAAUUGUUGGACGCCAAGGAAGAGGUGAACCAGCUACGAACCAAGGGGCUGACUGGAGACAAGCAUGCCCUACUUAAGGAGCUGCAGGAGGAGCUGGACGAGGUGCAGCAUAUUCGGCUGAAGCAGGAGGAGCUGCUGAGACAGAAGGAGCGAGAACUGACUGCUCUGAAGGGGGCGCUGAAAGAUGAAGUGGCCAAUCAUGACAAGGAGAUGGAGCAUGUGAGGCAGCAGUACCAGAAUGACAUGCAGCAGCUGAGGAGGAACAUGGACAACGUGUCCCAGGACCAGCUGAGCCUGGAGUCUGAGCGGCAGAAGAUAAAUCAGGUUGUGAGGAAUCUGCAGCGAGAGUUGGAGGAGAGCAGUGAUGAGAUGAACCAGUGGAAAGAGAUGUUUCAAAAGAAUAAAGAGGAGAUGCGCAGCGCAAAGCAGGAGGUGUUGCAGUUGAAGCUGGAGAAGGAGGAGUGUGAGGAUGAGCUGAAUGAGAUGAAAGACCGCUUCUCCCUCCUGCAGUCAGAGCUGGACCAGGUGAAGAAAGGCUCUGUAGAUCCGGGGGAAGUUGAUACUGCGAGAAAGGACCUUCAGCGGUUCCAGGAGCAGGUCAAGCAGCUCUUACAGGAGAAACAGCGGCUGGAAGAUACUUUGCACCAGCGGGACAGGGAGCUCUCUGCCCUGAAGGGGGCGCUAAAAGACGAGGUGUCUGGUCACGACCGCGAGACGGAAAAACUACAGGAGCAGUUCAACAGGCAGCUGCAACAGACCAAGAAGGACUACGACGAGCUGCUGAAGGAGCUGCCGCGUUUCCAGGAUCAGGUACAGCAACAUUCCCAGGAGAAACAACGGCUGGAAGACAGCCUGCACCAGCGGGACAGGGAGCUCUCUGCCCUGAAGGGGGUGCUGAAACAGGAGGUGUCCGGACACGACCGCAACACAGAGAACCUGCGGGAUCAAUUCAACAAAGAGCUGCAACAGACCAAGAAGGACUAUGAGGACCUCUUCAGGGUCAAGAAGAAUCUAGAGGAUGAGAAGGCCAACUCAGACCGCAUGCGACAGGUGAUUGAGAACUCUCUGCAGGAUGCCCGGGAUGAGAACGAUGAUCUCAGGAGAAAGAUUUUGGGACUGGAGGCCCAGCUGAAGGAGAUGAAUACGUUCUGUGACGACCUCCAACGCGCAGAGGCCCGGCUCAAGGACAAAGUCGGCAAACUAGAAGCUGAAAAGAAGAGGAUGGAGGAGUCUUUGGGAGAAGCCACCGACCAGGGCCAAGAAUUUUCCACGGUAAGGAGGGAACUGGAGAGCCGGCUGGACGAGGCUCAGAGGAGCUUGAAGCGUCUUACGUUGGAGUACGAUGAGCUACAAGAGUGUUACCAGGAAGAAAUGAAGCAGAAGGACCAGCUGAAGAAGACCAAGAACGAGCUGGAGGAGCAAAAGCGUCUGCUGGACAAGUCCAUGGAGAAGCUGACCAGAGAGCUGGACAACAUGUCAAACGAGUCUCGGGACUCUCUCCAGAUCUUGCAGAAGCAGUUGGAAGAGUAUAAGGAGAAAUCUCGCAGGGAGAUAACGGAGACUCAGAAACAGGCCAAGGAGAAGGUGGCCGAUUCAGAGAGACUGCAGAUCAGCAUGGGCCGGCUGCAGGAGGAAGUGCAGCGGCAGAAGCAAGCGCUGCAGGAGAGUCAGACCGAGCUGGAGAACGCAUUGCUGGACAAGCAGAUGGUCAGUCAGAGACUGCAGAGCCUGGAGCAGGACAUAGAGUCCAAGAAACGCUUCCAGGAUGACCGCUCCCGACAGGUGAAAGGGCUGGAGGACAAACUGAAGCAUCUGGAGGUGGAGCUUGAUGAGGAGAAGAACACGGUGGAACUUCUGACAGACCGGGUAAACCGCAGCAGGGACCAGAUGGAUCAGCUGCGAGCAGAGCUGAUGCAGGAGAGGACCAGCCGGCAGGAUCUGGAGUGUGACAAGAUCUCUCUGGAGAGACAGAACAAAGAUUUGAAGAGUCGUCUGGCUAGCAUGGAGGGUCAGCAGAAGCCCAGCGCCAACACAUCUCAGAUGGAGGCCAGACUGCAGGAGAUCCAGGAAAGGCUGCAAUCCGAGGAGAGGGAAAAGAACCUGCUGCUGUCCUCUAACCGUAAGCUGGAGAGAAAGCUGAAGGAACUGAACAUACAGCUGGAAGAUGAGAGACUGCAGGUCAAUGACCAGAAAGACCAGCUCAACCUGAGGGUGAAGGCCUUAAAGCGACAGGUGGAUGAGGCUGAGGAGGAGAUUGAGAGGAUGGAGGGUUUGCGGAAGAAGGCGGUGCGAGACAUGGAAGAAGCGCACGAGAUGAAUGAGCAGCUGCAGGCGCGGAUCAAAGCGAUGGAGAAAGAGUCUAAGUAAGAAUGAGGCUCUAGC